Molecule: messenger RNA, 5996 nt
Organism: Acanthaster planci (crown-of-thorns starfish)
Lineage: Eukaryota; Metazoa; Echinodermata; Asteroidea; Valvatida; Acanthasteridae
Gene: nadk
Product: NAD kinase
Biological process (GO): NAD+ metabolic process; NADP+ biosynthetic process
Molecular function (GO): NAD+ kinase activity
Source: RefSeq, a predicted model, not a curated record
GGACGCGGAGCAUGCUGAGUACAAGCAAUGAAUUUACAGAUGUAGUCUGGAAUGUAUGGGCUGCCCGUAAAUACUGAGCGUGCGCAAGAAUCCGGUUGGAAAACUUAAUACCAUCUGUCUUUCUUUUGCUGGAGAGGGUGUACUUCAGCUAAGGGCGGAUUCCACAAAAAUGGAAUCAUCUCACAAAAGUUACCUUGGAAACGGAUAAGAAAGUGUUCAGAUAUUUUUAGAAAGGACUUUAAAAUUAGUAGGUUUAUAAAUAGGCACCUCAGCCCCAGUUAUUGCUAAAAAUAGCAUCAAGUGCCUUAUUUCAUUGGCAGUUCGAGGGUAGUGUAUUUAUUGUGCUAGAUAAUAUGCGGACAUUGGCAUCAUUGAAAUUAUAAAUAGCCACAUGGUGAUAAAAAGAAAGAAAGGAAAAAAUAGGGUGGAAUUGAUGAUCACGUGAAUAACAAAGGCACCCAGCGGGGUAUGGAUGAAGCUGUUUUGACAGAAGGGAUCAUUCUACAGGCAGACCAUAUCUAGUUCCUCUGCAGACAGGACAGGGCGAGGUGCUGCUCCAGCCAUCUGCAAACAUCACCCAUCUCCAAGCAGCCAUCUUCCCAGCAUAUUGCACAGUGAGAGAGAGAGGGUUGCAAUAACUACUGCACUGGUGCAUGUACCUCCAUGAAUGAAGGACAGUCCUCCCACUCCCAGGAGAUCUGUUCGUCCAGGAAUCAGGCCCACAGUGGCCUUGACACAGGAAACGUGAUUGAACACUUCCAGAUUUGGCCAGUCUCAAUAGAUAGACGUACCGGUAAAACAAAGCAGUGAACUUGAAGCAGACAGCUAGCUGCACUCCACAUUCUGAGGAAGAUUUAUACUGUCUUGUUAAUGCUGCAGCACAGUGCCUCAGGAUGUUAGAGCAUUCAUUGCAGAAUAUUUUGUUGGAUGCCAUGUACAUGUACAGGGCACCAGUACAUGUAUCACCUUGAAUUCCUCUGUGGACCAGUCCUAACUUGCAAGAUCUGCAAGCUUGAGGGUAUAGUCACUACAGUACAGUAACAAAGACACUGGGCUAGCCCACGGAAGUCAGAACACACAAUACAAACCAGGCACCAGUCUAAUGUGGAUGCACAUUGUGAAAGUGUAACCCUCACCUUUCUCCGUUGCUCCAGUGCCUGUAGGCUGUACAGUUUCAUUCAUCUCCUGAAAAGCAGAGACUGCUGCAUGGUGUCUUCUGGAGACAAGACCAAAUGCUGUUGAAUACCUGACAGAUGCAAAUACUAAUACUAUUCUGUAAUGGUAUUGCUUUCUCAUCUGCUGACUAUCAGAGAUGUAUUUCUGCUAAGUCAACUUGAAAUUCGACUCGUGACAAGCGAUUUUUUUUUUUGCUUGGAGUUCAAGGAUAUUUCCUGGUAGCCAUCUUUACGUCAUGAUGUCCAGUCUUUUUCCUUCCAUGAACAGCAUGAAGGUGACAUUAAUGAGCAUGGCAUGCGCCGAGAGUGACACGUUGCUCAUUAUUGGGGAUGCGUUCAUCAUUGUUGCCAUGGCGAUUGUGAUGGUUGUGGUGUUACUGAAACAUCUGAUGAGCCUGUAGGCUGCUGAGUCGCUCACUUACCCAGUGAACGACCAAAUAUGCUAGGUGUAAUCUGUGACCUGAUGGAAUGCAGUGUGUGGCCACGUACAUGUACAUGUAAAAGAGUUGACCCCAGGCCAAGUCUCUUGUGGUGUGCAUUCAUGGUAAAAUGUGCAAGACUUGGUGUGAUUCUUAUCCGUCAAGUCUUCAUUUGUCAUCUGUCCUGGAACCAGGGGGAAGGUACCAGCAAGUUUGAUGAUGAAUUAUGCAUGAGUCGCAAACCUCCAUCCAUGAAGAAAUGUGUAGCAGAACGGCAGUGUCAAGUGCAGAUUUCACUGUGAAGUAAGCUGAAUUGUGUUGCAGACAGACGUGUGUACAUGUAUGUGGGUGUACACAAGUACAUGUAGUUAAAUUGUAGUUGAACUGAACAUGUAUUGUAAAGUGGCAGGACUGAAUGAUUUCUUCAGCGUCGAUGUACAAACGGUACAUGUACACACUGUACUUUAAUUAAAAUAUCUCGGAGCAGUUUUCCACUCGACUUGGUUCUUUAAGUUAACUGAUCUCAAGGAGUGACAGUUGAUUUUGGAUUGAAGGGCUGUGAAGUCUGCGUCUGUCAGAUUUGAUUGAUUUUGGAGCGAGGCCAUCUGUUUUGAUUACCUUCAAACAUGAUCCCAAGGAUGCAGUUCACUAGUCACUGUGCGUCUUCCUGCAUGGAUGGCUGUUGUGAACAGUGCGGGGAGGAGUUUGCCAACUGUGUCUGCCGUCACGCAAGGCGAACACGGUCCAUCAAUGCGCCGUCACCGUCGCCAUCAUUUGGGCCGAAGGCGCAGCUGAAGAAAGUUCCUCCGUCUCAGAUAAUGCAUGUGACUGACCCAUCUGGUCAGAAAUUGGUUUGGAAAUGCCCUCCCUUUUCUGUCCUUGUCAUCAAGAAGAUCAUGGAUGACUCUGUCUUGGGACCCUUCAAGGAACUCACGCGAUGGCUUUGUGAGGAGAAGAACCUCUUGAUCUACAUUGAAUCCAAGGUAUUUGACGACCAGGACCUACUCAACGAUCAAGACUUUGCUCCGGUCCGAGCCAAGAUGAAGACCUUCAACGAAGGUGCGGAUUUGAGCAACAAGAUUGACUUCAUUCUUUGCCUUGGUGGAGACGGCACAUUGCUGUAUGCUUCAUCUCUUUUCCAGGAGGCCAGUGUUCCCCCAGUCAUGGCAUUCCAUCUGGGCUCUCUCGGUUUCUUGACGCCAUUUGAAUUUGAAGAUUUCAAGGAAUCUGUGAAUACGCUCUUGCAAGGUGAUGCAGCCGUAACGCUACGGAGUCGUUUAAAAUGUCUGAUCUUCGAUAGCAAUGACAUCCCCAAUGGCUUUGACAAUGACCGUAACGGCGACCCUCACCAGAUUAUACCUGCCAAGAAGCAAGACCCGCCCAACCUGAAGUUCAAAUUCCAGGUGCUGAAUGAUGUUGUCAUCGACAGGGGCCCCUCCCCGUACCUCUCAAACAUUGAUCUGUACUUGGACGGUCGGAAGGUGACGACCGUGCAAGGCGAUGGUUUGAUCAUCUCCACACCGACGGGAAGCACGGCCUACGCUGCGGCAGCAGGUGCCGCCAUGAUGCACCCUAACGUGCCCGCGAUACUCAUCACCCCUAUCUGCCCCCACACGCUGUCUUUCAGGCCCAUCGUGGUCCCCGCUGGAGUGGAACUCAGGUUAAUGGUUGCCCCAGACGCCCGGCAUACAGCUUGGGUAUCGCUAGACGGCAGGAACAGGCAAGAACUUCACAAAGGAUGGUGUCUUCGGAUUACCACCUCAGUCUUCCCAGUAGCUUCUAUCUGCAGUGCUGACCAGAUCAGCGAUUGGUUUGAUGGCCUGACCGAAUGCCUACACUGGAACACCCGCCAGCAGCAAAAAGCCCUGAAUGCUCCCAGGAAGGGCAAUAAGAACGCAAAGCCAGUCAGUAAUUGAAUCUUGUCCCGUCGGCAGGUCAGUCUUGAAAUAUUUGCCAGAAAGGUUGUGAUCAAUGUGAGCUAUGCAAAAUUACGCUUGAAUGUGUAAAUUCUGGAAUCAGUGCACAAAAUAAGCUUUCACAAUCGUGAAAUACAUUUUGCACCCUUUGAAACAGUUUCUUGUGGUAAGGCCAGGGCUUAAAUGUUUCGCAUUUUCAGCUAGGUUUUGAGCUUGUGUCCAAAAUAUUUCCACAUGCCAAUAUACAGAACAUACAAUCAUCGGGAAAGUUUACUUCAUUUGGAAAACCAGUUCAUAUAAAGUGUAGAAGUACAACUUGAACUGUCUGGGAAGAAUUUCUAUUUGGGAAUUAGAGUGAAACUUGGACAGCAAAUACUGUGCAAAUAGCUUUCCGAAAGUAAUAAAACUUAAUUCAUGAAUAUUCAAAUUUUGCAUUGUGCAGUUUUGAAACAUUCAUGGUUGCAUGUACUUCAAUAUGGCUGUUUUGGGGAGAAAGUGGUAUCCCCGUUUCCAAGGGGAGUUCGCAUUUCCUUUGUGUUUGAUGAAUUGAAGUCAGGAUUCAUGGAUUUUGAUAUGAAAAGCUUAAGCAGAAAUCCGUAAUUUUCAAUGGCAUGGAAAUGACUACAUUUUUAAAGGAUUCUUGUAAGUACCCUGCCACUUCCAACAUUCAAAUCUUUCCAUAUUUCCAUUACAAAUAAACUGGUGAAAUAAUUUUGUUAUCACAGGAAAAAUAUUUACAUUUUCUGUAAUUUGUUAUACAAAUCUUGGCCCUAUAUGUAUAUUUGUUACAUUUUAACUUGUGAAGCACUUUGCAUAUAUCUUGCUGUAAAUUUUGUGGUGCAUAUAUUUCCCUACAAUGGUUUGAAAUUCAACCCUGAAUCUCUCAAAAUGUAAUUGCAGUUCAAGCAUUUCCUCGUCAAGCAGAAAUAUCAAAGAUUUUUGGAGAUUCGUGGCAUGGAAGUUGAAAGGAAAAUGUGCUGUGUGUCUCUGCAUACAUGUACACGUACCUAGGACAAGUAGCUGCACUAUAUUUACUUUGUAAUAAACUUGCCAAAGUAGGAACUUGCAAUAGAGAUGUAAAUGUAAACCGUACCACUUGGACCUUGGCACAAUUUUUUAAAUUCUGAAAUGAAUGUCAAUCUGCCUACUGCUGGAAGUGAUUACCCUUUAUCAAAGCAUGAGGAUAAUUAUAUUUAUUUUUUUGAAUCUUUCACUUGGUCAUUUCUUUCAAUGUUUGUGUAAAUAUCUUCUCUACCAGAAAACACAUUUCAAAUGCAUUGCACAAAACUAACUUUCAUAUUGUGGGAUACUUAACUCAGAUUUUGGAAAUGAAGUUGUAUAAGAGGAGAGGAGUUAUGCAGUUGAUAGUUGCGACAAAUCUUAGAUUGAGCUCAGCUUCUUUUUAGAGGCUGGCUUGCGACAAGGGCAACUUUACUUUUUUGUAUCCAUUGAAGUGGAUACUUUUGACCACGAGCCAAGAGCAGGGCCCAAUUUCACAGAGCUAUGCAACAGUUAGCAGAAAAAUUGUGCUAACUUAAGCAGAAAUAAUCUUGCUAACCUUAAGCACUAUUUCAUGGCUGUGCUUGGUGUGGUGGUGCUAACGGUUGUGCGUGCAUUUCUGUUAUAACCUCACCAAGUUUAAGACAAUUUCUUCUCCAAGGUUAGCAUGCCUUUGGCUGUGCUUACUGCUUACGGUCUCCAUGAAAUACGUGGAGCCUCAGUUAGCAUGAAAUGGCGUGCUAAGCAGCACUGUGAAAUUGGGCCUACAUCUAUCAGUCAAUCAUUCUGAGUGUAUGAAGGCUACGUGCAGGACAAAGCUAAGGUUUAAACAAGCAUGGUUGCAAUAGUUGUGUUACUGACAACAAACAGUACUGCCGGUAUUAAAUUGGAGCUCUGCCGUUAUCUCAAAGGGAAAAGUAAUAAAUUUAUGGAGGAUUAGCUGCCAAGGAGGAUUAGCUGGAGGAUUUGCCUCCAAGAGACAUGGCAAAGAUAUCUCUCUAAAUCCAAAUUAUUUUUUGGAGCAUUUCUGUGUUAUUUCUGAUGUGAGUUGCUUAAAACACUUUUGGGGUAAUUGCACUGUUGGGAUCUGUCAGUAAUAUCAUCAUAGUUGAGUCAUCAAAAAGUCUACAAAUGUAAUCAGAAUUCUUCCCAAGUACACAUUCUCUUCAGACUUGCAUGGAAGUACCAGUUUUGUAAUGAUCAGAGGAUGGACUCUUGUCCAGGACUCUUUGUGUGGCUUGGCUGUAAAAAGAUACUGAUGGAACAGUGUAAAAGUGAGAAGUUUUUUUCCUAGUGGUCACAUAUCAGGCUGCGGAAGAGACUAGUGAAUUUUUUUACAAUGUUUCCUGUCAUGAAUAUAGUUACUUCAAUUCCGACUCGACAGUUUUAAUAUCUUGGGGUUUUUAUACUUUGAAUUGUAAAUACCAGUAUUUUUGUAUCAAGUAGGAUUUGUUCAGUCUUUAAUAAAGCAAAAGCUGUUACCUGUA